ACCUACUACAAAUGAAGUCAAUCAUCAUCACCAUUAUGAUCUUCUUUGUCUCCGCAGCUGCUCCUAAAAAACUAGACAGUGUGGGGGUCUAUUGGGGUCAGGACGGGCCAGAGGAGGGAACCCUUGUUAGUGCACGCGCUACAGACCGAUACUCCAUCCUCGUAAUGGUCUACCUGACCAAUUUAGGAUCAGGCAGAACUCCAAUACUUAAUUUCACCGGCCACUGCAACCCCACAAACAACAACUGCAAUAUGAGCGAAGACAUCCGCUUUUGUCAGGAACGUGGAAUUAAAGUCAUGCUCGCCGUUGAGAUUUAUUCUCUAUCCUCAAGGGAUGACGCCAAAAAUGUCUCCCGCUACUUGCAGAACAACUUUUUGGGCGGCCGGUCAGCAUAUCGCCCACUCGGUGACGCCGUCCUGGACGGGAUACUGUUCAUGAACCAGCAGGACCUCCUAUACUAUGAUGACUUGGUUAUCUUUCUGUCCAAUUACAACAACAAUUCUUCUUCUGGUGGAAAGCUUUCUCUGGCAGCGGCACAUCCGUGUCCACCUCCCGGUAGCACAUCAAUGGGGCCUGCAGUUGAUUCGGGAUUGAUUGAUCUUGUUUUCAUUGAAUCCUAUUCCACUACUAAUAGCCGCCAGUGCGACUAUAACGGAAACAUAAGUGAGUUUAAGAAUUCGUGGGAGACGAUGAACGCAAGGAUUCCCGCAAGAAAGAUAUAUCUGGUUUUGCCAGCAUCUCCCCAGGUGGCUCAAAGUGGGUUCAUUCCGGCUGAUGUCCUGAAGUCGGAGAUCCUGCCCGUGUUGACCAAGUUGCCCAGGUUCGGAGGGGUGAUGAUCCAGUCAAAGUUAGGGGAUGAUAAGACAAGGUAUACCGACCAAAUCAACAGCUAGCUAGCAAGUUAGCUGCUAACUGUGUAGUUUUCACAUAACCAUCUAUUUUACGAGUGAGUGAGUGAGUAAAUUGAACGCCCCUAUCUGGGUUUCCGUACAAUUGAGGUGUGUGUUUUUUUCCUGCUAAUCAAGGGAGAUUGAGUUGAGUUGCAGCUGAGGUCUUCGGCUACCAAAUGUUUGUCUAUUCCCCUGUUUUCUCUCACAGGGAGGUGGAAGGGACAGGGGAACAAACAAACAUUUGGUAGUAGAGGAUCUCACCAGAGGUGAGCGUGUUGGAGUUCC
Messenger RNA from Impatiens glandulifera, 1175 nucleotides. Its product is annotated as hevamine-A-like. Gene Ontology annotation, biological process: carbohydrate metabolic process. The record is from RefSeq and is a predicted model, not a curated record. Gene Ontology annotation, cellular component: extracellular region. The transcript has a single exon. Gene Ontology annotation, molecular function: chitinase activity. Bases 12 to 893 code for a protein of 293 amino acids. Lineage: Eukaryota; Viridiplantae; Streptophyta; Magnoliopsida; Ericales; Balsaminaceae.